Molecule: messenger RNA, 320 nt
Organism: Racocetra fulgida
Lineage: Eukaryota; Fungi; Glomeromycota; Glomeromycetes; Diversisporales; Gigasporaceae
Source: the annotation of a GenBank genome assembly
AUGGGUUGGAUUCAUUCAGAUUUAAGAAACCGUCUAGAUUCAAACAAAGUAUUAAAAAUUAGUCAAAUUCAUGGUUCUAUUGCAUAUACUCAUCAAGUAGCUAAAGCAAAAAUGAUUAAGGAAAAAUACUUAUCAAAUAUAGUAAUUCCGUCUAAUAAUGAAACUGAAAGUUUGUCUUAUGAAGAAUCAGAAAUUCAUGAAUCUCAAGAUUUAUUAAGCAAUUUGCACGAAACUGUAGAUACCUGGAUCGAAUCAUUAGAGUAUGAAAAUUUAUCUGAACUAACUACUGAACAUUAUUUUGAUAUGGAUACCAAUCUUGA